AUGGAUGGACCACCGCCGCCGCCACCGCCGCCUCACGGCGAAAACCCUCAUACCACCGAGGGCGAAUAUCGCAAGGCCUCCGACAUGCCGCCUGGCAACUACGAUAUCUUCAUUGUCCCACCUCACUCUGCUGGUUCCGGAUUCCUCUACCUCCCGUCGCUAAAAUGCCACCGAAAUAGCUUCAUUGCGGGCGCCGCAAGUACCCUGUCCGUGGUCUUGAUCUGGUCUAUGGUCGCGCCGUUCGUAAAGACAUGGUGGGUCGCAGUCAUGGCUAGCAAUAACAACAUUGGGAUGGUAGUGAUUGCGCUUGGAGUUGGAGUGGCUGGUUGGGCCUUUGGCAUGUCCCAGUCCAAUGGUAGUGCCAACGGUGGCAAGCGAUUUGGUCGUGGCUUUGGGUCUUUCGGGGGCUCUGGCGGGCAGAAUUCGCAGGGUCAAUCUUCAGGAGCCGACUACGGAAAUGGGCCUGGGCAGCAGCACCAGCCACAUGGAGGCAAUGGUGGCCCGGGUCAACAAGGACAGCAGGGAGGAAACUUUGGAGGUGGACCAAACCGAGGCAACCAGUAUGCUGGCAAUCAACGUGGUGCCGGGCCAGACCCUGGAGCUCCUCCCAAGUCCGACCAUAACAAUCACGGUCCCAAUGGCGACGAAUGGGAAAAGGCGCGGGAAGAGACGAAGCGCAAGGAGGAGCUGCGCCGCAAGAUGGAGGAGUUUAGGCGCAAGCGAGAAGCUGAAGCAAAGGAAAAGGAGAGGAAACGGGAAAGAGAAGCGAUGGAGAAGGAGUUGAAAGAGCGCCGUGAACAGCUCGAGCGUGAGAUGGCUGCUGCCAGAGAGAAGGCAGAGAAGGAAGCCCGCGAACGGGCAGAAAAGGAAGCUGCCGAAGCUCGCGUGAAACUCGAAAAGGCCGCUGCUGAAGCCAAAGCUGAAGCCGAGCGCCGUGAAGCCGAAGCCAAGGAGAAGGCUGCAAAGGAGGCUGCAGAGAAAGCUGCUGCAGAAAAGGCCGCAGCCCAGAAAGAGGCCAUGGCCAAAUUUGCUGCGCUCAAAGAAGCGGCAGCCAAGAGGUAUGCUGAGAAGAAGGCGCAGGAGAGCAAGAAGGAGAAAGAGACGCCGCCCAAGGCUGGAAGCGCAACCAGCGCACCUCGGACUCCCUCGCCUAAGAAACCGCCCUUCCCAACGGCUAAGACAACUAUUGAGGAAGAUGAUGCCUAUUCCUUUCGGCCCUACGAUCGUCCGCGACGACCGUAUGGGCAAGCAUCCGGGUCAUCAGCAUAUUCCGAGUCUUCCUAUGCCCCCUCUCAGUCGACAGCACGAACCACGCCUCCUCCGUCGCACCGCGGCACUUAUUCCACCAAGGAUCCAGAUAAGAUCGUGAUUCUGGGUGUCUACCAGUUCACCAACGCGUUCAUGAAGACGCCGGUGGCCCAGCUAGUUUCCGGGCAGGGGAUGGUUACUGACGGCCUCGUACUGCGCAUCACCACCGAAGGCCUAUUCGUGGACGACGACCUUCGGGGCGUUGGACAGCGGGAAUGGGACGUCAAAGCCUGGACCCUGAAAAUGGCAGAGGUGUGGUGUCCUCAGAUGGGAACACCACAGGGCUCCAAGCAACAAGCCUCCGGCAAUCCAUUCUCCUUCCGUCGCAGCGGCGCCGCACACUCAGUACCUACCAACGAGGAGUCCGACGCGUUCACCGCCAGUCUUCUCAAAGUCUGCAAAAAUACCUGCCGCUUGGCCUCUCCGAGUGCUGGGGCUGAGUUCCGCGGUCUUCAUGUUCUCCGCGCUAGUUUGCGGGAUCAAGAGGGCAAGCGAUACGUCUUUGUGCUGCAAGACACUGAAGCUUGGAAGGUUGCUAUCGGCCUUCAGCGCCUCCGUGGUGGUGCUCUCGUCCGGGCUCUGGGUGUUUCUGCCCUGCCGGCUCCGGACUGCAAGACUGUUCUCAACAAUCUGGGCUAUACUUGA
Penicillium daleae is the source of this 1953-nucleotide messenger RNA. RefSeq lists its product as uncharacterized. Gene Ontology annotation, molecular function: ATP-dependent H2AZ histone chaperone activity. Gene Ontology annotation, cellular component: Swr1 complex. NCBI's taxonomy places the organism in Eukaryota, Fungi, Ascomycota, Eurotiomycetes, Eurotiales, Aspergillaceae. Gene Ontology annotation, biological process: chromatin remodeling. The transcript has a single exon. Bases 1 to 1953 code for a protein of 650 amino acids. The record is from RefSeq and is a predicted model, not a curated record.